Messenger RNA from Trypanosoma cruzi, 258 nucleotides. RefSeq lists its product as uncharacterized. Lineage: Eukaryota; Euglenozoa; Kinetoplastea; Trypanosomatida; Trypanosomatidae. The coding region runs from base 1 to 258 and encodes 85 amino acids. The record is from RefSeq and is a predicted model, not a curated record. The transcript has a single exon.
AUGCUCCGUCGUAGUGCAUUCUUUUUGUAUUCCGGUGUCACGGCCCCUCUCGGAAAGGGACGUGUGGUGCCUCUCAAGUUUGACGGCCUGAAGCCCGUGUAUGUGCCUAAGAGCUUCACAACGCAGUUUUUUGUUUUGGGUCUCUGGUCCAUCAGUAACAUGAUACCAAACUUUAUUUUUGGACUGUUGCUGAUUGCGGGGGCACAUGGAGGACUGACGGGCGCAUGGCCACCGGAUCCGCAUUCACUGCACCCGUAG